CUCCUUCCCGGGCGCGCCCUCCCUCCGGCCCCAGCCGGCGGGGUGGCCCAGGAGCUGCGCGGCGACCCUCUGAGGCCCUGCGAACAUGGCGCUGCGAGUGGCCCGGAGCGUGUGCGCCGCGGCCUGCAGCCUGCGCACAGUCUCGGUACCCUGCCUGAUUCGGCCCUGGCGGCUGCGGGCCGGCGCAGUGCGGACCCUGCGCACCGGAGCGACUGUGCUGGCGGUGCGUAAAUUCACAGAGAAACAUGAGUGGAUAACAACAGAAAAUGGUACUGGAACAGUGGGAAUCAGCGACUUUGCACAGGAAGCUUUGGGAGAUGUUGUUUACUGUAGUCUGCCUGAAGUUGGGACAAAAUUGAAAAAGCAUGAUGAGUUUGGUGCUUUGGAAAGCGUGAAAGCUGCCAGUGAACUCUACUCUCCUCUGUCUGGAGAAGUUAUUGAGAUUAAUGAAGCACUUGCAGAAAAUCCAGGGCUCGUCAACAAAUCUUGUUAUGAAGACGGCUGGCUGAUCAAGAUGACAGUGAGUGACCCUUCAGAACUAGAUGAGCUCAUGAGCGAAGAAGCAUAUGAGAAAUACGUGAAAUCGAUUGAAGAGUGAAGCGGCACCAGAGUGAACUGGUGUGAAGCGACUUCCGC
Molecule: messenger RNA, 636 nt
Organism: Octodon degus (degu)
Lineage: Eukaryota; Metazoa; Chordata; Mammalia; Rodentia; Octodontidae
Gene: Gcsh
Product: glycine cleavage system protein H
Exons: 5
Coding region: 86-598 (170 amino acids)
Biological process (GO): glycine decarboxylation via glycine cleavage system; protein lipoylation
Cellular component (GO): cytoplasm; glycine cleavage complex; mitochondrion
Source: RefSeq, a predicted model, not a curated record